This is a messenger RNA of Pan troglodytes (chimpanzee), 812 nucleotides long. RefSeq lists its product as uncharacterized. The record is from RefSeq and is a predicted model, not a curated record. The transcript has a single exon. Bases 128 to 715 code for a protein of 195 amino acids. Lineage: Eukaryota; Metazoa; Chordata; Mammalia; Primates; Hominidae.
UGGCUGACCAUGUCCACGACCAAAUACGCCUGUAAACUGAAAUUCGGUUGCUGACCCAUUCCCAGCCUCAGCUUUCUCAUUGGCACCAGGGGGACAGCACUCCAUCUGUGGGUGUCUCUUUCUCUCUAUGGCUGUCUGUCUGUGGGUGUCUCUCUCUGUCUGUGGGUGUCUUUCCCCAUCUGUGGGUAUCUCUCUCUGUCUGUGGGUAUCUCUCCCAUCUGUGGGUGUCUGUCUCUGUCUUUGGGUGUCUCUCUUUGUGAGUGUCUCUGUCUGUGGUUGUCUCUGUCUGUGGGUGUCUCUCUGUGAGUGUCCCUGUGAGUGUCUCUGUCUGUGGGUGUCUCUCCUCAUCUGUGGGUAUCUCUCCCUGUCUGUGGGUGUCUCUGUUGGCUUCCCCUCUUGUGGGUCUUGCAGGUCGGUCACGCUCCAGACCUUUAGGCCGCAGCCUGCCAGUCUCCGGACCGCUGUGGCAUGGGGUAGCAGACACGCUCCCCAGGGGCAGAUGGUGGUAAUCGCAGAGAUUCUGGAUCCCCAUGUGGGUGAGGUACCAGUAGAAAUGUCUCCAGGCAAACUCCUUCCUGCAGCCUCAGGACCUGAGAGACUGCCUGGCCUUCAUGACGUGAAGGUUGGGCACAUUCUCAUCUGCCAGCUCCGGGUCUUAGGCAGGUGGACAUUCUUCUUGGCUACCGUGACUCCCUCCUUAAAAAGGAGUUCAUAAAUAGCAAUCUGGUUCUUCUUAGGCAUCAACAUCUCUGCGGCUGUAGGGUCCAGGUCCGGGGCUGGAAAGCAUGAUUUUUUUCUAACUGAUCCCUGCU